AUGAUUACUGCCGAACUAAUGUUGCAUAAGAUGGCCAAGGAAAGGUGCCUAAAAAAGUCUUUUCAAGAUAGUCUUGAAGACAUAAAGAAGCGAAUGAAAGAGAAAAGAAAUAAGAAUUUGGCAGAGCUUGGCAAACGCAAGUCUUUUAUAGCUGCACCAUGCCAGAUAAUCAGUAAUACUUCUACACUGCUGAAAAAUUACCAAGACAACAACAGAAUGUUAGUUUUAGCUUUGGAAAAUGAAAAAUCCAAAGUGAGAGAAGCCCAAGAUAUCAUCUUACAGCUGAGAAAAGAAUGCUACUACCUUGCAUGUCAGCUAUAUGCAUUGAAAGAAAAAUUUACUUCACGGCAAACAGAAGAGGCAACUCAGAAUCAAGAAAAAUGUCCCUCAGGAAUGGACUCCAAUAAUGAUGAGAACUCCAGGAUUGUAUUUAUGAAGGAUUUACCGCAAGUUCCUCUUGAAGAUACUGACCAUUCAAGACAAAGAGAAUCAUUUCAAAUAGAAGAGUAUGUACCCAUUGUUUCUCAAGACACACUGGGAUUUGAUUUUGAAUCAGGUGAAGCCACGUCUACUGAUGUCUUGCCUAGAACUGUAUCUCUCCGACGGGGCAGUUUAAAGAAACAUUGUAACAGCAGUCCAUGUCAGUUUGAUACCUUGGAUGAUUUUGAAACCAGUCAUUUGGUGGGGCAGUCUUUUGAAUUGGACAGAAUUAGAUUUGUAGACCCACCAGCAAACAUGCACAUACCUGUAAAUGUAGAACAGAAUGUUUGUCCAUGGAAGAAGGACCACAUUAAUUUAUCACCAAAGCUGAUCCACCCAGGAAUGUUUACUAAAACAAAAGAAGUUAUUUUAGAAUCUAAAUCUGAACAACCUAAAAGUAAGCAUAGAGCCCCACAAGGAAGAAAAAGAGAAGAGAAGGGAAAAGCUAACAGAAGGAGAAAAUUACAAUCUAUAUCAAAAUGUAAAAAGAACAAAAGUGAAAAUAAAAAAACUAUUUCCAAACAAACACUGGAUGAAUCUGUCAGUUCUGGUGAUGCUUACAAUUUUAAUUUGGAAGAACGUGUUCAUCUCACUCCUUUCCGACAAAAACACAACGAUUCUGAUAGAGAAGAAAACGACAAUGAGUCUGAUGUGAGCAUCUGUGAAUCAAGUAGUUCAGGAGAUGAUUCUGGUGACCUCUAUUUGCCUACUAGCAAGUACAUUCAAAAUCUUGCCAGUGAUUCAGACAGGAAACCAGUCACUAGGCCUCGAUCUAAAAGAGCACUAAAACAUACAGAUGAAAAAGAGAUAGAGGAUUCUGAGCCAACAAAAACUCCUACCAGUACACCACCUGAAACUCAACAGUCACCUCAUCUUAGCCUGAAGGAUAUCACCAAUAUUCGCUUGUAUCCUGAAGUUAAAAUCAGGAGAUUUUCUCUUUCUCCAAACGAAAAUAAAGGAAGCCCAGCAGAGUCUCUUCCUAAGCGUAGAUGCACAGCCCACGUGAACUAUAAGGAGCCCACUCUUGCUUCGAAACUGAGAAGAGGAGACCCUUUCACAGAUUUGUGUUUCUUGAAUUCUCCUAUUUUCAAGCAGAAAAAGGAUUCGAGACGUCAUUCCAAAAAGAAUACAAAGCAAAUACGAUGA
Messenger RNA from Otolemur garnettii (small-eared galago), 1626 nucleotides. It is a transcript of the gene SGO1, whose product is annotated as shugoshin 1. The record is from RefSeq and is a predicted model, not a curated record. The transcript has 8 exons. Lineage: Eukaryota; Metazoa; Chordata; Mammalia; Primates; Galagidae. Gene Ontology annotation, cellular component: chromosome, centromeric region; nucleus. The coding region runs from base 1 to 1626 and encodes 541 amino acids. Gene Ontology annotation, biological process: meiotic chromosome segregation.